GAAGCAUUAUAUGCUGAGCUAGUUUUGAAGACGAGUGGGAAAUGUCGUGAAAGCUAUGUUAAAAUGACUUAGAAGUGAAAGAAUAUGACCUUUUUCUCUUCAUUGUUGAUGAAACAUCAAUACUGGAACUUGUUGCAGGACUUUUAGGUGUAAGUUGAACAUGUGGUAUACGCUCUGUGAAGACACCUAAGCCCUUGUCCCUAACCCAACUGUUCCUCUUCAUCCACUUUCGACAAUUGAAUACAGGUUUAGGUGUUCCAACCAAAACACUAACGAAAUACAAGAACCUACUCCAUCUCAUCAGACUCCUGUCCAAAGUUUAAGGUAUAUAUAUAUAUUCUCCCUUACAGACCCUCCAAUCCAUCAUCAGUAGCAAAGAAAUCUUCUUAACUCUCCUCAUCUUCUUGUCCUCUCAAAUGGCAGUUCAAAAACUCGUUUCGUUUUCAGCCAAGGCUGUAGCCUACCUACUGCUCCUCACUGUCACCAUUGCUUUCUCUACCUCGGCGCGAGUUCUUGAGGAGCAACCAGAGUUGCCCAUUUCCCUCUCAGGGGCAUCCAAUUCAGUUCAGCAGCCUGUUGCUGGUGUAGCUCCAAUCGCUACACCUGCAGUGGCACAACCAAACCCUGGUGUGGCUGCAGCUGCUACACCUGCAGUGGCACAGCCAAACCCUGGGGCAGCGGCACAGCCAAACCCUGGGGCAGCGGCACAGCCAAACCCUGGUGCAGCAGUACAGCCAAACCCUGGUGUGGCGGCACAGCCAAACCCUGGUGCAGUGGCAGCUACUAGUGGUGGCAUGGCUCACGAUGACCAUCCCUUGUCCUUCUUUAUGCACGACAUAUUAGGUGGGUCGAACCCCUCAGCUCGAGCUGUGACUGGGAUUGUUACCAACCCAGCAGUCAAUGGUCAGGUCCCUUUUGCCAAGCCAAAUGGGGCACUCCUCCCAGUAAACAAUGGGGUACCCCUCAAUAGCGGUAACAGUGGACUUAUAAACAACAACAACAUUCCAUUCCUCACUGGCCUUAGUGGAAUUACACCUACUGUGAUUCCAAACAACGGCAACAACUUGUUCAAUGGUGGCAAUGGACUACCAGUUGGAAAUGGGGGUCAGUACCUUGCAGGUUCCAGCCUUCAGAAGCUCAUGUUUGGGACCAUGACAGUGAUAGACGACGAGAUAACUGAAGGGCAUGAGCUCGGGUCUGGUUCAGUGGGGAAGGCACAAGGAUUCUAUGUUGCAAGUUCUGAGGAUGGUACUAGUCAGACAAUGGCAUUUACAGCCAUGUUCCAGAGUGGAAGCUAUGCUGAUAGCCUUAGCUUCUUUGGGGUUCAUAGAACUGCUGUCUCAGAGUCUCAACUGGCCAUUAUGGGCGGAACUGGGAAGUAUGUUAAUGCAAAGGGGUUUGCAACAGUCAAGACCAUCCCCCCAACGCAUCAGCAAGCCACAACUGAUGGUGUAGAGACACUGCUCGAGUUCACUGUUUAUGUUACCUACUAAUAUGUUGUAUAUGGAUCUUCAAGUUUGUUGAAAUCUCUGUACCAGAGAUGGAGUUUACCAACUAAUCUCUUUACAGGGCAAGGUUUGGUUUGUUUAUGAAUCCAGAAAAAUGGAAUGGUUUCCAAUUUGUUUCCA
Molecule: messenger RNA, 1628 nt
Organism: Vitis vinifera (wine grape)
Lineage: Eukaryota; Viridiplantae; Streptophyta; Magnoliopsida; Vitales; Vitaceae
Product: dirigent protein 25
Exons: 1
Coding region: 417-1493 (358 amino acids)
Source: RefSeq, a predicted model, not a curated record